AUGGAUCCCUUGUUUUGGUCAUCAGAAACUAACAACUUUCGGCCUUUCACCCAUGAGUCCUUGGCAGCAAUUGAGAAAAGGAUUGCUGAGAAAAAAUCCCAGCAAGCUGAAGUUAAAAGGGAGAAUAACGACAAAGAAGUUGAAGAAAAUAAGCUUACUCCUAAGCUUGACCUGAAAACCUGCAAAACCCUGCCAUCUCUGUAUGGGGAUCUUCCUGUGGAGCUCAUUGGGGAACCCCUGGAGGAUAUUGAUCCAUACUACAGUGAUCGCAAGACUUUUAUGGUGUUAAACAAAAGUAGGACUAUUUACCGGUUUACUGCCACACCUGCCUUAUGUAUAAUUGGUCCUUUUAAUCCAGUCAGAAAAGCAGCAAUUAAAAUUAUGACCCAUUCAUUAUUUACUGGCUUUAUUAUAUGUACUGUGGUACUCAAUUGUGUUUCCAUGACUGUAAAUCUUCCAAAAGAACUCUGCUGGACUGAACAUAUUUUUACUGGCAUAUAUACUUCUGAAAUAUUGAUAAAAGUAGUAGCAGCAGGAUUUGUUUGGAAUGAAUUUACCUUUCUUCGAGAUGCAUGGAACUUCAUUGAUUUUGUCAUUACUGUUAUAACCUUUGCCACCCUGUAUGUUACUGUGGGCAAGGGUUCAGCUCUUCGAACUUUCAGAGUACUGAGGACUUUGAAAGCUAUUUCAGUAAUAUCAGGUCUGAGAGUCAUUGUAAAUUCACUUAUUGAAUCUGUUAAGAGACUUGCAGAUGUGUUGAUCUUCACUGUUUUUUGCUUGAGUGUAUUUGCCCUAGUAGGCCUUCAGCUUUUUAUGGGCAAUUUAACAUUCAAAUGUGUCCUCAAUAAUACUGACUACAAUGACACAUUAUGUAAGGAUGCUAAGAUCUACAUACCAAAUACUCAAGAUAUCUGCUCCAGAAUGAAUAAAUCUUCUGACAUAUUGCUCUGUGGGUUCAGUUCAAAUCGUGACAAUGAGUGUCCAAAAAACUACACGUGUAAGCCAGUUGGGAAGAAUCCUGACUUUGGUUAUACAAGUUUUGAUCAUUUUGGCUGGGCCUUCCUUUCUGUGUUCCGUCUGAUGACACAGGAUUACUGGGAGCGUCUCUACAGACAAAGGCAGAUACUGCUGUCCUAUGAAUUGUCAGUGGACUCUGUUAACGAUCCUUUUCAAAGACAAAGGUUAAUGAGUGCAGCCACUGUUAUUUCAGGUAAUUUGCAAAUGCAGAAGUCAAAAAUUAAAUGCCCUUCUCAAUGGAAACAUCUUGCUCAAAAGUGUCUAAUUUGGAAUUGUUGUCCAUUCUGGAGAGCAGUCAAAGAGAAGGUGAAAUUGGUAAUUUUGGAUCCAUCUGCUGAUCUCUUGAUCAUGUUUUGUAUUAUCGUGAAUACCUUAUUCAUGGCUUUGGAGCAGCCUGGCGUGAACUCUGAUUACCAAAAAAUAAUUUCUAGAAUUGACCGGGUCUUCACCCUGAUUUUUACUGCAGAGAUGAUCUUGAAAAUCAUUGCUCUUGAUCCUUACAACUACUUUCAGCGAAAGUGGAAUAUUUUUGAUAGCAUAGUUGUUAUGACUGACCUAAUAAGCUUUAAAGAAAAUCUGUCAUAUUUCAGGCUGCUCAGGAUCUUCAAAUUGGCAAAGUUCUGGCCAGCCUUAAAUACUCUUAUGAAAAUAAUUCUAAACUCAGUUGGUGCUCUGGGUAACCUCACUCUGGUUUUGAUUAUCACUGUAUUUAUUUUUGCUGUAGUAGGAAAGCAGGUUUUAGGCACUUACUAUAGAAAACAUGCUUUAAAAAUAAGCACUGAUAAGCAGUUACGCUGGCAUAUGGAGGAUUUUUGUCAUUCAUUCCUGAUCAUAUUCCGAAUAUUAUGUGGAGAAUGGAUUGAAACCAUGUGGGAAUGUAUGGAAGUGGCUGGAAAAGGGCUAUGUCUUCCCAUUUUCUUGCUAGUCCUGGUCAUAGGAAACCUGGUGGUGCUCAACCUAUUCAUUGCCUUGCUGCUGAAUUCGUUCAAUACUGACUCCUCAAUGGAACAAGAGGAACCUGGACAAAUGACCAAAAGUCAGAUUACCAUUGUGCAGAUUCACAAGGGCCUGCGGUCUGUGAAAGACAGAAUUUUGGGUCAUUGUGGCAAAAUAAUGAAAAGAAGCCUCAAAACAACAACCAAAAAGAAGACUUUAGUGAAAAUUUCUGCCAAAGACAUAGAGGAAAAUGACUAUGCCAUGACAGAUGUCAGAAAGGAUAUGGACAACAUCUGCUUUGACAUGAGAUAUUACAAUACUGAAGAGAAUUGCUCAGUGACAAGGAAAGACGAAGAAUUUUUAACCAGUCAUAGUACCUGUGUUCCCAUUGCAGUAGCAGAGACUUACAUGGAUGAAGGUGGUGAUGAGCACAGUGUAUGCACAGAAAUAGAAUACAAAAACCAGGGAGACAGGUUAAGACGUAGAGAGAAGUGCCGGAAUUCGAGUAGCUUCAGUCAGACUUCUGGGACUUCUGAAACUUUAAGUUGUUUUCCAGAAACACACCAAAAGAAAGAGCAAAAAGAGAAAUAUGAUGGUGGUAGCUAUUCUGAAGCCAGCACUGCGGAUCCAGUUAUUCUGCUGGAGACCUUUUCUCAGCCUAAGAAGUCAUACCUACCUAAGGACUGUUUUACAGAAAGUUGUAUUGAAUGUGUCCCGUGUUGUGCAGUGGAUACCACUAAGUUUCCAGGCAGAACUUGGUGGAAUUUUAGAAAAACCUGCUGCAAAAUUGUUAAACAUAGCUGGUUUGAACUUUUUAUAAUUUUUAUGAUAAUAUUGAGCAGCGCAGCACUGGCAUUUGAAGAUAUUCAUCUGCAGGAGAGACAAAAAGUGAAAAUGCUCCUAGAGUAUGCUGAUAAAAUAUUUGCCUACAUCUUUUUUAUGGAGAUACUUCUGAAAUGGGUAGCUUAUGGUUUGCACAGUUAUUUCACAAAUGCCUGGUGUUGGCUAGACUUCAUCAUUGUAUGUCUGUCAUUUGUUUCCUGGGGAAUGAAUACUGCUUCUGACUCAUCACUUUGUUCCUCUGGGACCGCCCUGAAAUCUCUCAGGACUUUGAGAGCAUUGAGACCUCUCCGAGCUUUGUCAAGAUUUGAAGGGAUAAAGGUUGUUGUGAAUGCACUCUUGGGAGCCAUCCCCUCAAUCUUGAACGUUUUGCUCGUCUGUGUUGUCUUCUGGCUCCUAUUUAACAUUGCAGGAGUAAAAUUACUUGGAAAAAAAUUUUGGAAAUGCACACUCACAGAAGGAAAUAUCACUUUAGUUCAUAACAAAGAUAAUUGUACUCACUUUAACGGAACAUGGACAAAUAGUGAUGUAAACUUUGAUAAUGUUGGGAUGGGAUACUUGGCUCUCCUCCAAGUGGCAACUUUUAAAGGUUGGAUGGAUAUUAUGUAUGCAGCAGUGGAUGCUCGUGAGAUAGAUGAACAGCCAAAGUUUGAAGCAUUUUUAAGCAUGUAUAUAUAUUUUGUGGUUUUCAUUAUUUUUGGAUCUUUCUUCAUGCUGAACCUCUUCAUUGGAGUGGUUAUCAGCAAUUUCAACCAACAAAGGAAAAAGAUAAGUGGAAAAGAUCUAUUUUUGACUGAGGAACAGAAAAAGUACUACAAUGCCCUAAAAAAUCUUGGAUCAAAGAAACCUCAAAAACCCAUCCCAAGACCAUUGAAUAUGUUCCAAGGAUUGCUGUUUGACAUAGUAUCGCACAAAGCGUUUGAUAUUACUGUUGCGGUUUUCAUCUGUCUAAAUAUGGUCGUUAUGAUGGCAGAAAAUAACCAGAACAACAUCAAGAAUGUUCUUAAUAAAAUCAACUUUUUUUUCGUGGCAGUAUUUACUGCAGAAUGUGCCAUAAAAAUACUAGCCUUAAGUCGUUACUUCUUCAUGUGUGGCUGGAACAUAUUUGAUUUAGCUGUUGUGAUCCUUUCAUUAAUUAGUACUGGACUUUCUGAAGGCUUUCAGGCUUUCUUCUCUCCUACACUUUUGAGAAUUUUUCGUUUGGCAAGAAUUGUCCGAAUUCUGAGAUUAAUUCGACAAGCUAGAGGAAUUCGAGCUCUGCUUUUUGCCUUACUGAUGUCUCUUCCUGCACUGUUCAACAUUGGUCUUUUGCUUUUUCUGGUUAUGUUCAUUUAUGCCAUUGUGGGCAUGACAAACUUUGCCUGUCUUGGCUGGGAAGGUGGGAUUGAUAACCUGUUCAACUUUCAAACCUUUGAUAGUAGCAUUCUCUGUCUCUUCCAAAUUACAACAUCAGCUGGCUGGGAUGGUCUUCUGGCCCCUUUGUUAAAAGAAUCUAAUUCAUGUGCUCCCAAUUUAAAUUUAACAAGUGAACAGAAAAAAAAUUGCAAAAGUAAGGGAUUUGGUAUUUUUUAUUUUGUAAGCUAUGUCAUUAUAUCAUUUCUUAUUGUUGUAAAUAUGUACAUAGCUGUCAUUUUAGAGAACUUCAAUAUUGCCACUGAAGAAAGCACAAAUCUUCUUUGUGAGGAUGACUUUGAUAUGUUUUAUGAGACCUGGGGAAAAUUUGAUCCUCAGGCAACACAGUUUAUUGAAUAUUCUGCUCUUUCAGACUUUGCAGAUGCUCUGGCAGAACCCUUACGCAUUCCAAAGCCUAAUAAAAUUCAGCUCAUAUCCAUGGACCUUCCUCUAGUUAGUGGAGAUAAGAUCCACUGCUUGGAUGUCUUGCUUGCUUUCUCUAAAAGGGUUUGGGGAGAAUCUGGAGAUUUGGGUGAUCUUGAAACGCACAUUGAAGAAAAAUUUAUGGCUGAUGAUCCAGCUAAAAUUUCUUGCAACCCUAUUACUACUACCCUUAAAAGGAAACAAGAGGAAGUAUCAGCUCUUAUUAUUCAAAAGGCCUUCAGGAGGUAUUUGGUGCAGUGUUCUUCUAAAAAGAAACCUUUCUUAUACCAUCAUAAACACCACAACAGUGCUGUCUUUGAAGAAGGAACACGUGAGAAGGAAAGUAUUACUGCAACAAUGCUUAAUGAAGAUAAUGGUAGGAAGCUAGAUAAAUCAUGGACAAGAUCUUCCAUAUCUCUCCCUUUAUUUUAUGAUGGUACUGCUGAAACAGGUUGCCCCAGGUUGCAGCAUUUUUGA
Molecule: messenger RNA, 5085 nt
Organism: Nestor notabilis (Kea)
Lineage: Eukaryota; Metazoa; Chordata; Aves; Psittaciformes; Psittacidae
Product: sodium channel protein type 5 subunit alpha-like
Exons: 25
Coding region: 1-5085 (1694 amino acids)
Biological process (GO): neuronal action potential; sodium ion transmembrane transport; membrane depolarization during action potential
Cellular component (GO): plasma membrane; axon; voltage-gated sodium channel complex
Molecular function (GO): voltage-gated sodium channel activity
Source: RefSeq, a predicted model, not a curated record